AUGCAGUUUCUCCGUGUCUCCAGCCUCAUCAAGUUAUGUCUGGGGCUUUUGAGCUAUAACACUUUGGCAGCAGCUGUCGCCGAGACGCGCUGUUUCCCUGACGACUUCCUGUUCGGCACCGCAACCUCCGCGUUCCAAGUGGAGGGUGCCUGGAAUGCCUCCGGUCGUGAACCGAGCAUCUGGGACGACUAUUGCCGCUCUCAGCCAGGUCUCGAGUGCGCCGACACGACCGACGACUUUUUUCACCGCUACCAUGAGGACGUCCAGCGGAUGAGUGACAUGGGGCUGUCAUCCUUUCGAUUCUCCAUCUCCUGGUCAAGAGCUAUGCACUGGGAGACCGAGAGCAGGAAGAUGGUGCCCAACCCGCAAGGGAUCGCGUUCUAUCAUACUCUACUUGACGAUCUACAUGCGAAAGGGUUACAGGCUAUUGUCACUCUUUACCAUUUCGACCUUCCGUCGACGCUACAGACACAGCUGAAGCCCAAUGGAUGGCUCAAUCCGGAUAUUGUGGCGCACUUCGAGGACUUCGCGGAGCUGGCUUUUAGCGAGUACGGACACAAGGUCGAGUACUGGGCAACGUUCAACGAGCCGUUGACCUUCAUCAGUGGCGGCUACGGCUCGUGCGAUGCAGCUCCAGGUGGGAUGAAGCCGUCGGACACCAACACAUACACAGUCGCUCAUAACGUGCUGCAUUCGCACGCGCGAGCGGUGGCACUAUUUCGUCAGUUGAAACAAGACGAACACAAGGUGGUACAUAUCGGUGCACGCAUUGGUAUCGUGCUUAAUGCGGAGUAUGGUUACCCCGUGGACGAAUUCAAUGCUCUGGACGUGGCCGCCGCGGAGCGUAAGAUGCAGUUUGAUCUCGGCUGGUUUCUGAUGCCUCUUGUGACUGGAGAUUAUCCGGAGACAAUGCGUGAGCACAUUGGAGAGCGACUACCAAGAUUUACCACCGAGGAAGCUGCGCUAGUCAAGGGAUCGUACGAUGUGUUGAUGCUUAACCACUACUACUCGCGUGUUGUGACCGACUGCAACUCGGAACGCUCAGAAAUCUCCUGCGAUGAUCUCCCACUCGGUCAUGCUCGUGACAGGGGAAUUGACGAUACACGAGCUCCGAACGGGUCACGGGUACCUGUAAGCCCGGAGUGCUCGUGGCUUUCUGGAUACCCAGAUGGCUAUUUAGCCACCAUCAAGUGGCUACAUGCCAAGGACUCGACAGCAGAGAUACUACUGACGGGAAACGGGUGGUGUGGGGAUGAUCAAGUGGACAAUAGGACGCAGCUCUGGUAUUUCCAAGCUUACGUCGAACAAGUCUACAAAGCUGUCGCGGAAGAAAGAAUCCCAGUCAUUGGCUACAUGGCGUGGUCGUUCCUCGACAACUUCGAGUGGGGGUCAUACAAAUCUCGUUUCGGGUUGCAUUAUGUAAAUUAUACCCAGAAUUCAUCGCUAGAGCUGGCUCCCAUUCCUCGCCCAGCAGCAAAAUGGCUCUCUCAUCUAGCGACCACCAAGUGCCUGAAGGACUGGGAUCAAGAUAUUGUGCAAACGAAUACGGAUGAACAACAAGAAGCAACUGCAACUCGAGAGGAACUGCACCACCCCGAGGCUGGCGGGAAUGGUGUCGGUGUUCCGUGGUCUCUGAGUGAAGUAAUCCUUCUAGUGGUAGUGGGUCUAGUCAUUCUCGGGGCCAUCACGUGUGAGGCGAUGCGCGAGCUGCGUCUGAGUAGCCAAGGAUCCCCUGACGAGCUGCAAGUGCUAAUUACGAUCGAGGAAUGA
Messenger RNA from Phytophthora infestans T30-4, 1770 nucleotides. Its product is annotated as glycoside hydrolase, putative. Lineage: Eukaryota; Oomycota; Peronosporomycetes; Peronosporales; Peronosporaceae. Gene Ontology annotation, biological process: carbohydrate metabolic process. The transcript has a single exon. Gene Ontology annotation, molecular function: beta-glucosidase activity. The record is from RefSeq and is a predicted model, not a curated record. Bases 1 to 1770 code for a protein of 589 amino acids.